Messenger RNA from Porites lobata, 3667 nucleotides. NCBI's taxonomy places the organism in Eukaryota, Metazoa, Cnidaria, Anthozoa, Scleractinia, Poritidae. The record is from the annotation of a GenBank genome assembly.
AUGGCGGAUCAAGUGGAUGAAAACACGGUGAAAGAACUUCUACCGUUUCUCUCGUUAGAUGCUCGUGGCGAUGUAAAAGCAAUAGCACUAGAUUACAUCCUAGGGCUCUCUGGUUCCGACAGUGGCAAGAAAUUUCUUAAGGAAAAUGGCGAGUGUUUGAAACGCCUCUUGGAUUUGACUAAAGAUUCGGAUUUAAGAACAUGUGGGGUUGCCUUUUCAGCGCUAGUGAAUUUAUCAGCGGAACAAGUGAUCGCGGAAAAGCUUUUACAAUACAACUUCAUUGAACAAUUUUUGGUCUACAUGCUUAAACCAAAUAGCGAACACGCGGGAAAAGCAGCGAUGAUUCUUUCCAACAUCACCAGAACAGAAAACGGGUGUAGCGAGGUCUUAAAAGUCACUAAAAACUCAGCGGCUUGUGGCUUGUACAAAAUUGUAGAGGUAUUGUGCAAAGAGAACUACAAUCCUCACUCCAAUUUACAGUAUAUUGCAACCUUCAUCAAUAAUUUGACGCAGGUACAAGAAUUUCGAGACCUUAUUUUAGAUAAAGAUCGUUGCAUCAUCCAACGUCUUUUGCCUUUCACCACCUACAAUGCUUCAGUCAUAAAAAGAGGAGGAAUUGUCGGAACUUUGAAAAAUUGUUGCUUUGAGACAGGUGAGAGGAAGUGUCCUGUUAAUGGUUACAGUUUCUCAGCAGUUUUAGUCAUUUUUAUUUGCUUACUUAUUUACUUGUUAUUAAUCAAAUAAAGAAGCAUAACCUAAUUAAAGUUAAUGUAUCUAUUAUUAUUUAUUUGUUUUCAACACAUUUGCACCUUACAUUCAAAGUAACACUAAAAGCACAUACCGGAGGGUAGUAAGGUUCAACCCUGGGGGUUGGGUUACCCCUUACAAAUCUUGGUGGAGGUGUGCCACUCGGUUCUCCAAAUCCUGACCCUGUUUCGGAUCAAAAAAUGUCAUUUUUCACACCCGUUUUUAGACCUGUUCUCUACAAUCCAUACCUGUUUUUUUUCAGACCUCACUUAGAAACUCGUUUCCCCUGAAUAGUUUUGAAUCAUAUUAUAAAUUCAUGAGGGAAGAAAUGACUGACAUAUAUUGUGUCGUUAGUGGGGUGAAACAUCACUCACUGUCCUAUUGAUCAGUGGUCAUGACGUUACCGGUAGAAUUCCGACAAGUGAAUUUAGCGUCAAACAGGUAUGAAAAGUCCUUUAAAAUGGCAUAACUAAUCAGGAAAAAAAAUAUAGGACUUUUAGAAAGUCUAUAAUCUAAGAAGACUUGCCACAAGUCCACCUCACAAGUGGACCUUGAGACUUUGUCACUAGCUCAGUUGCUGCGUGACCUCAUGCAUUGAAGCUCGCUUAGCUCACUUUUAAGAACUUAUGAGAGGUUGACUUGUAGUCAGUCUUCUUAGAUUAGAACGCCAACAAAAAGGAUUCCUUCAAAUCCACUUCGAAUUCACAUAUUUCUCUUUUUUAAAAUUUCAUUUGGAAUUGAAAUGAUAAAUACAUUCAUACACUCCUGUAGUUUCCUCAAAAACCAUACCUGAUUCCAGACCAAAAUGAGCAAAAUCUGUAUAACCCAUUUUCAGACCAAAACAGCCCAAAAACUCCUUUGGGGUAGAACGUACAUAUAUGGCUUAUGUACGGGAGUACCCCCGGGGUUUCAACCCCACUAACUCUGGAACAGCAGCAGGUUUAUUAGCAAGAGAAAAGCACUGAAUGAUUGCCACACAGUUUUUGGCUGAUUCCUUCUCCAUCAUCAAAUGACAAAAUCUGUCAAACUUGACUGGAAUGCAGGGUGCUCAUGAGGCAUCAGAGAUCAGAGAAUUCUCACUUUACUACACAGAAUUCUCCAACUAAUGUUUGGUGGCUUAUGACUAUUUUUUAUUUAGAUGUGCAGCCUCUUUCAAAAUAUUCCACUCUGACAUUACACCUAGUUUCUCCUGCAACUAGGAUUCUUAAUGAAAACCCAGGGAACGGCAAUGCAAUAGCAGCUUUUGAUAAUCUCAGUGCUUGUCAUUUCAUCAAUAACGAUAAUUUUGUCAUGAUUUCCAUUUCUUCAGAAAUACCCCUUAAGAAACUCACUCUUUUGGAACAAAGUAACUCAGUAUUUCUCAAAUUUUCUUUUUCCUUCAAGAAUCACAUGAAUGGCUAUUAAGUGAUGCUGUGGAUAUCUUACCACACUUGUUACUUCCCCUCGCUGGACCUGAAGAGUUUCCUGAAGAUGACAUGGAGAAACUGCCUCCUGAUCUACAGUAUCUGGGUGAUGAUAAACAGAGAGAAGCUGAUCCUGACAUACGUAAAAUGCUGCUUGAAGCCCUACUACAGGUAGGUAAAAGCCUUGGGGGUGGGGGGUACUUUAGAAGUGUACAAUGUGUUGCUGGGACCCUGUAACCCUUGGCCUAUACCAGACCUAGUUUGGCUGAAGUUUGCUCCCCUAAACUAGACUAAACUCUCAAAAUCCCUCCCUAUCCUUAAGUCGCUAUUUUCUAGAAAUAACUGACGUCAACACUUUCUUUGUGGAUAAACUAUGAUUUGCCAAUUUCAAUUUUUUGAGUGUCAGUUCCCUGUUUCCCUAGUCUAGACUUAGAUCAGUUUCCUGGAAAAUUAUGUCAUAUUCUGACCCAAACUCUCUGAUUCCUACACCCUAUCGCAGACUAAGGUGCAUGAAAACCAUGAUACCCUUCACAACAGCAAAUAUAUAUGGCAGUACCCUCCUCCCCCCCUCCAAUCAUACUUGUUAAAUCGUGAUCCUUGAUAUGCUGAAGACUUACAACAGCUUUUAGAUUUAUUGAUUUCAAUAAAUUUAAAAUCAUUGAUUUUAGAAUCAUUAUAAAAGCAGUCAUUACUGAAUGCGUGAAUGAGGCCAAAUACCGAUCUCGAUCAAAGAAUGAUUUUUUUGGCUUUAUCUGUGCAUUUUAAGACUUUUCAUCUACUCCUGUGUAAUUCAAAGAGAACAUGUACUGAAACUAACUAAACACCACAAAAGCUAACUAUUCUGAUUAUUUGAAAUGGUCUUUAAGUAUGUCAUUUGUAAUUUGAAGGAAAAUAGGAUUAUUGUUGAUAGUGACUGAUUUUUUGACAAUUUGUGCAGAAGACAUGAUCACAGUGAAAUUUAGUUGUAUUUUAUCAGUUGAUGGUAUCAAUCUCUAGUUAUUGACUUGAUUGCUGCACCUGCAGAGGUUAGGGUUCCAAAAAUUAUCCUAGUAAGCCUGAUUUUUUCCAGGUUUUCUUUUGCAACUGCCCAAGUCGAGUCUUUAACAGUGAUGAUUUUCUUUGCAUUUAUGUUGCUGUAUUUGGCAGUCAAAUGAGUCAGAUUUGUUCAGUUAGUCUAUCGGUGUUAGUUUUGCUUGAGUUUAUGAAUGAGUUAUUAUUGAAAAGCUCAGGAGUCAUGCUGGUCUGACUGUAUCAGUCCACCUUGAUUUUAUUCAUAGCUUUGUGCCACCAAACUUGGAAGAGAAACAAUGAGAAAGAAUAAUGUUUACAUUAUCCUCCGCGAGUUAGACAACUGGGAAGAAAAUGAAGAGGCAAAGGAAGCCUGCCUGAAAGUGAUUCACGUUUUGAUCGCAGACGAACCUCAUCCAAGCAGGCAAAACCUGAAGGAAGUCAACAUACCUGCUGAUAUAAAGUUUGAUGAAGAGCUUGAAACCAGCUCAAAAAAUGAUCAACAGUAA